UUAUUAUAAUCACUGAUUAGUAAUGACUUUACAAUUAGAUAUAAAUUAAUGUAAACAAUAAUUAAUGACUUCUUAAGUGACAACUCAUUGAAUGUCAUUCCGACAAAACCUCUGUUUGAAUGGUGUCUUAAGCCAUCAUUUGGUUAAUUAUCACCAAUUGAAAGAUGUGAUGACAUUUGUAAAUCAAUUGAUGACUAAUUGAAUUUUUGAUAUAAUUGUUAUCGAUUUGAUUAAAUGAGAUUAAAGAUCCAGUGAUGUCUUGGGGGCCAACAUUUGGCAAACGAGUGGAGACAGCGGUGGCAGUGAUUCUGCGGACACCCGGACUCUUCAUUAUAGAGUAUUGGUGGAGAUGUGAUGACCACAAGUUUAUUUUGCAUUCAAAUGAUUGGAACCAAUUCUGGACAUCAUUUGUCACAAAUAUUGCAUUACUCAAUGGAUUUCUUCUGUUAUUACUUCCGCUGUCAUUAAUCCGAUUGCUUUACUGCCACAUAGUUUGCGGUGCACUCCUAAUAACAGCUCAUUUGUUAUCCUAUUAUUUGGUUCAUAUGAUUGAUGUCCAAAAUGGUGUCUCAUUUUUUGAAUCAUUAGCUCUAUCUCUGGUACAGAUGAAUGCCAUUAAACAGAUAUCAUUGUUAGCCAUUCAUGUGGCCAUUGCUAUAAUAGUGUCCAUUAUAUUACAAGGACCACAAAAGACAUUAGUUCCAGUGUUUGCCUCAUAUUCUUUGCCAGUUUUUGCCCGAAUUCUCGAUUUUCCCAACGAAUCACUUCAGGUGAUCCAUAAGUUUAGUUCAGCAGUAGUUGUAAUCACUUUGGUUUUUCAUUUAUACAAUUGGAUGCCUAAAGUGUUAAGUGAAGUGAAAGAUUGGAUCAACCAUUUGUUAGUUAAUAUGGAAAUUGAAGGCUUAACAUCAUUGAUAGUCAAUGUUUGCCACAAGAUCUUUGUUCCGACACAUUUUUUUCUAUUUUGGUCCAUCGCUUUUUUUAUGAGACUUUUUGAGACCAUCAAUGAUCCACAAAAAGACUGGUUUGUGUCUGUAUUAAGUGCUGCGAGUGCUGUCUGUAUAAGUCCGGUCUCAUUGUUCUCAACUGCAGUUGCCGUCACAUAUAUGUCUUAUUUUUUAUUAUCUGCAAUGAAAUACUACUUAUGGGGCAAUAGUGUUCAUUCACUGACCAAUGCACCCAAUAUUCACAAUAAACACAGCGGAUGGGAGGAAGGCAUGACUACAUUGCUGUUAGCUUUAUUGACUGGCAUUACUGAUAUGAAACAACCAGCAAGAAUGGCUGUCCUCACAAUCAUCUUAUUUGUAGUCCUAUCAAGUCUUUUGCAGUCAAUGCUGGAAAUGGCAGAACCGGUAAUAUUGUCAUUGAGUGCAUAUCACGGCAAGAAUGCUAUACAUCACAUAAAAGUGUUGAUUUUGUGUGCCUUCUUAUUCUUGUUUCCACUUCAUGUAACUUAUGUUUUGUCGCAAAUAUUUCCGAUUGACUUCUGGAUGGCAGUGGUUCUCUCCACAAGUAUCCUCACAUCAGCACAAGUAGCAGAUCUCUUAAUAGUUCACUGCAUUUUAUGGUACGAUUCUUUAAGAUCUGAACCGAUGGAAUCAUUAGAUGAAGCCGUAUAUUACGUGCGAUCUUUUACAAAGAUAAUUGAAUUUUUUGUGGCCACAAGUGUGGUAGUGGUGGGUGUUUGGGAAGGAAUUACAGGACAAUGGAGUCUAACAAAUGCAAUAAUUCUUAUAAUUCACUGCUAUUUUAAUGUUUGGCAAAGACUUAACACUGGAGUUAGUAGUUAUGUUCGGCGAAGGAAAGCAUUACUGAAAACAUCUUCCCUUUCAUUCGCUACAACUAAUCAAUUAAAACAACACAAUGAUGUCUGUGCCAUAUGUUUCACUGAUAUGACUGUCCCUAACUCAUCAAUUAUCACUAAUUGUAAUCAUUAUUUUCAUCGAAUAUGUCUCCGAAAAUGGCUCUGUUUUCAAGACACCUGUCCCUUGUGUACGGUAUCUAUAACUCGUAGUCAAUCAACUCAACAACAGUCCAAUUAAGAGUUUACCACUGAUUGUAGUCAUUAAGUUUGACCAAAUAAUAAAUGAAUUUAUUUUGAGUUUAUUUUAAUAUAUAUAU
This is a messenger RNA of Oppia nitens, 2121 nucleotides long. Its product is annotated as RING finger protein 145-like. NCBI's taxonomy places the organism in Eukaryota, Metazoa, Arthropoda, Arachnida, Sarcoptiformes, Oppiidae. The transcript has 4 exons. Gene Ontology annotation, molecular function: ubiquitin protein ligase activity. Bases 255 to 2042 code for a protein of 595 amino acids. Gene Ontology annotation, cellular component: endomembrane system; endoplasmic reticulum. The record is from RefSeq and is a predicted model, not a curated record.